AGUAUGAGUAGUUAAAGUUCUUAAAGAAACUCUGCAAUCAAAGCAACAUUAAAAGUUUAUUCUGAGAUGAGAGAAGAUUAAAGCUGUAAAUUAGCCAUGAGAUUUACGUAAUUGAAAAUAGUACUUGCUACUCAUAAAAUAGUAGGAAUCUGUCAUAAAAUUAAAUCUAUAAGAAUAUAACAUUAUUUUGAUGUUUUACUUCUAACCAAGACAUCAAAUACUAAUCCUAUACCUAUUUUAAAUAAAAAUUAAUAAGGGUAAAUUUAAUAUUUGACACCUCCAACAAAAAAGAAAAAUGUUAAGUUUUAACCAAAAUACUCAAUAGCACCUUGUUUAUUAAUUAAAUCAAUAUAUAAUAAACGUGUUCGCAAUUACUUCUAUAUAAUACUAUAUAAUCAAAACAAAAAAAAUUAGCAAAUAUCUUUUAAUACCAUUUUAUUUCAGUUAUUCAGAAAAAAACAAACUUAAAACUUUUAAAUUCUUAAAACACGAAUAUAAUAAUCAAAAUCCUUUAGAAGGAUUAGUCUUAUAACCAAUUAAAAGAUAAAAUCAAUUAAAUUGGAAGUCUUACUAAAAAUUUCAUAAUAUUUAUAUAAUGCCAAUGUUCAUUCUCAAUAAGUAAGUUUAUUAGGUUCGGAAUUUUCUUAAUAAUAGUAAAUAUAAUAAUUAACAAUCCAAGAUAUCUAAGAAAAUGAAAUAAAUAAUUAAUUGAUGAGUGCUAAAGAGUAAUUGGCUAUGAAAUUUGCUAGUACAUCUUUAUUAAUAGGAAUAUUAAGUUAAGUGAUGAUAAAAGCAUAAUUUGCAUUUCUAUUUCAUCUAAGUUCUGGAUGUAAUCAAAAAUAAGAUAUUAGAGAAAUUAAAUCAAUUGAUAUAAGUGAGAAUCUUGAUUAGUCUUAGAUUGAAGAAGAAAAAAUAAAACCAAAAAUAAUUGCUGCUAAUCAAAUUAAUCAUUUCCUAAUUUAAAAACUUAAAUAAUAUUUUGAUUAGAUUAAUGAAGUCCCCCCUAGAAUAUCUCGACCAUCAAUUAAAUAUUUUAAAGGAGAUAAGAAACUAAGAUCUUAAAAUUCCAAUCUUAAAUUAUUGAUUUUAGGAUAAAAAACAUUUAAAGAAGAUGAUCCUUAAUAAAAAAGUACAGAUAUCACAGUUAAUGAAAAAAAAGGUUCAUUCAAUGCACUACCUGGAGUUCGAUAUGUGACAUAAUAUUCAGAUAUUUCUAAAAAUGCCAUUUCUGAUGUAAUAAUUUCUAUUAAAUAAUUUAGAGUGAAGUGACUGAACAAUCCAUUAUUACAGAUUGUGCUAAUACAUUAUAAACUAUAAAAACAUCUGUUAAAGUGAAAAAUUAAUUGAAUCAUUAAACAUAACAUAAUAAACAGAAUGAAAAAAAAGAAAAACUUAAUUCUGCAAUUCAAUAAUAUUGUAAAAUUUCAAAAUGAUUAUUUUUAGUGAUUCCAAUCAAAAGUUAAAAAAAUACUCCACCAAAAGUAUCUAAAUAAAUUAUCGAAAAGAAAGUUGAGAGUAAAUUCUCUAAUUUAAAAAUGUUGUAUUGUUUCCCCUUUAUUAUAAUACUCUUGAUUGUAAUUUUAAUGAGAUGA
Paramecium primaurelia is the source of this 1592-nucleotide messenger RNA. The record is from the annotation of a GenBank genome assembly. Lineage: Eukaryota; Ciliophora; Oligohymenophorea; Peniculida; Parameciidae.